GUACGUGAUUGUGGAAAAUUUGAGGUACAUGUUACUUGGCAUUGAUACACAGAAGCCAAUUUACUUCGGAGCCAGAUUCAAACCAUUCAUCAAACAGGGAUAUAUGAGUGGAGGUGCAGGAUAUGUUCUCAGUAAGGAAGCAUUGAGAAAAUUUGUAGUUGAAGCCAUACCAAACAAAGCAAUUUGUAGACAAGACACUGGAGGUUCUGAAGAUGUUGAAAUUGGAAAAUGUCUUGCAGCUGUUAAUGUAGAAGCUGGAGAUUCGAGGGAUCCAGAGCAUAGAGGAAGGUUUUUCGCUUUUUCGCCGCUUCACCAUCUCAUUCCUGGACACGUAGAUAACAAAUUUUGGUACUGGAAGUACAUAUAUUAUAACGAGUCUCAGGGUAUGGAUUGCUGCUCUGAUAAUGCAGUCUCAUUUCAUUAUAUGAAACCAGAUAUGAUGUAUACAAUGGAAUAUCUUUUGUACCACCUUCGUCCAUUUGGAAUAGCUUAUGAUCCCAAACUACCACCUAAACUGUCAGAAAUCUUGAAGGAUGGCCAUAGUAAAGAACAUAAAGAUAACGUAUCUUCGGAGGGUCAGACUCAAAACAGAAUAGUUUCGCAGACGUGAAAGUAGCUAGGACUAAAAUAGGAUAUAAGAAAAUGGUAUGUAUUUUCUCAAGUCAGGGGAAUAGUAAGAUAU
Messenger RNA from Leptinotarsa decemlineata (Colorado potato beetle), 682 nucleotides. RefSeq names its product glycoprotein-N-acetylgalactosamine 3-beta-galactosyltransferase 1. The record is from RefSeq and is a predicted model, not a curated record. Gene Ontology annotation, cellular component: membrane. Gene Ontology annotation, molecular function: N-acetylgalactosaminide beta-1,3-galactosyltransferase activity. NCBI's taxonomy places the organism in Eukaryota, Metazoa, Arthropoda, Insecta, Coleoptera, Chrysomelidae.